This is a messenger RNA of Elephantulus edwardii (Cape elephant shrew), 1596 nucleotides long. RefSeq names its product nicotinate phosphoribosyltransferase domain containing 1 (gene NAPRT). Gene Ontology annotation, biological process: NAD+ biosynthetic process. The transcript has 13 exons. Bases 52 to 1596 code for a protein of 514 amino acids. NCBI's taxonomy places the organism in Eukaryota, Metazoa, Chordata, Mammalia, Macroscelidea, Macroscelididae. The record is from RefSeq and is a predicted model, not a curated record. Gene Ontology annotation, molecular function: nicotinate phosphoribosyltransferase activity.
GAGGGCCGCGCGGCCGCACGGCCACUGCUCACGGACCUGUACCAGGUCACCAUGGCGUUGGGCUACUGGCGAGCCGGCCGCGCGCACGACGUCGCCGAGUUCGAGCUGUACUUCCGCUGCUGCCCUUUCGGAGGCGCCUUUGUACUGGCUGCGGGGCUGCGCGACUGCGUGCGCUUCCUGCGCACCUUCCACCUGCGGGACACAGACGUGCAGUUUCUGGCUUCGGUGCUGCCUCCGGACACGGAGCCCGCCUUCUUUGCGCACCUGCGGUCCCUGGACUGCUCCGGGGUGACGGUGCGGGCCCUGCCCGAGGGAUCCCUCGCCUUCCCAGGAGUGCCGCUGCUCCAGGUGUCAGGGCCGCUUCUCCUGGUGCAGCUCCUGGAGACACCUCUGCUCUGCAUGGUCAGCUAUGCCAGCCUCGUCGCCACCAACGCAGCACGGCUUCGCUUGAUUGCGGGACCUGAGAAGCGGUUGCUGGAGAUGGGGCUGCGUCGCGCCCAGGGCCCUGAUGGCGGGCUCACAGCCUCCACCUACAGCUACCUGGGUGGCUUUGAUGGCAGCAGCAAUGUCUUGGCUGGCCAGCUGCGGGGUGUGCCCGUGGGCGGGACGCUGGCGCACUCCUUCAUCACUUCCUUUUCAGGCACCGAGGUGCCCCCUAGCCCGAUGUUGGCCCCUGCCAGUGGUGAGGGCUCCGCGAUGAACCUGGCCACCCGUGUGGAGGCAUGGCUGGAGCCUGUGUGUGCCCACUUGGAACUGGGGGUGCAGGUGCCACACCGUGGGGAGCGUGCGGCCUUUGUGGCCUACGCCCUGGCCUUCCCUCGGUCCUUCCAGGGCCUGCUGGACUCAUACAGCGUGCAGAGAAGCGGUCUCCCCAACUUCCUGGCCGUUGCCUUAGCUCUGGGGCAGCUGGGCUACCAAGCCGUGGGCGUGCGGCUGGAUAGUGGUGACCUGCUUCAGCAGGCCCAGGCGGUCCGAGGGGUCUUACGCACCACUGCAGCGCAUUUCCAGGUGCCUUGGCUGGAGUCAGUGCCCAUCACUGUUAGCAACAACAUUGAUGAGGAACAGCUGGUCCGACUGACCAACGAGGGCAGUGAGGUGAAUGUCAUCGGCAUUGGCACUAGCUUGGUCACCUGCCCACGGCAGCCUUCCCUCGGCUGUGUGUACAAGCUGGUGGCAGUGGGGGGCCAGCCCCGGAUGAAGCUGACAGAGGAGGCUGAGAAGCAGACUCUACCCGGAAGCAAGGCCGCCUUCCGGCUCCUGGACACUGACGGGUCCCUGCUGUUGGACUUGCUGCAGCUGGCGGAUGAACCACCACCUCAGGCUGGGCGGGAGCUCAAAGUGUGGCAGAAGGGGGCCCAGGAGCCGCAGACCGUGAGGCCAGCCCACGUGGAGCCACUGCUGCAGCUCUGUGUCCAGCAGGGACAGCUGUGUAAGCCCCUCCCCUCUCUGGCUGAGUCCAGAGCCUUGGCCCAGCUGUCCCUGAGCCGCCUCAGCCCAGCCCACAAGCGCCUGCAGAACCCGGAGCCGUACCAGGUGGCAUUGUCUGAGCAGCUGCAGGCCCUGGUGGACAGGCUGAGGACGCAAGACCAGCAGUGA